Molecule: messenger RNA, 1104 nt
Organism: Centrocercus urophasianus (Greater sage-grouse)
Lineage: Eukaryota; Metazoa; Chordata; Aves; Galliformes; Phasianidae
Gene: OPRD1
Product: opioid receptor delta 1
Exons: 3
Coding region: 1-1104 (367 amino acids)
Biological process (GO): G protein-coupled opioid receptor signaling pathway; neuropeptide signaling pathway
Cellular component (GO): membrane; neuron projection
Molecular function (GO): G protein-coupled enkephalin receptor activity; neuropeptide binding
Source: RefSeq, a predicted model, not a curated record
AUGGAGCUGAACACGGAACUGCCCACGGAGCCGCUCGCGGUGUGGGAUAACCGCACAGCAUGGGAUGCCCUGCCCGGAACCAGCGGCAAUGAGACGGGACCGCCGAGAACCAAAAACGCCACUUCCAUCCUGAUCGCCAUCGUCAUCACCGCGCUGUACUCGGUGGUGUGCGUGGUGGGGCUGCUGGGCAACGUGUUGGUGAUGUACGGCAUCGUGCGGUACACCAAGAUGAAGACAGCCACCAACAUCUACAUCUUCAACCUGGCGCUGGCCGACGCGUUGGCCACCAGCACGCUGCCCUUCCAGAGCGCCAAGUACCUGAUGGAGACCUGGCCUUUUGGGGAGCUGCUCUGCAAGCUCGUGCUCUCCAUCGACUACUACAACAUGUUCACCAGCAUCUUCACCCUCACCAUGAUGAGUGUGGACCGAUACGUGGCCGUGUGUCACCCGGUCAAGGCGCUGGAUUUCCGCACACCAGCCAAAGCCAAGGUCAUCAACGUCUGCAUCUGGGUGCUCUCCUCUGUCAUUGGGGUGCCCAUCAUGGUCAUGGCAGUCACCAAGUCAAAAGCAGAUGGAACAGUGCUGUGCACGCUGCAGUUCCCCGACCCUCCCAUCUACUGGGACACGGUGACCAAGAUCUGCGUCUUCAUCUUCGCCUUCAUGGUGCCCAUCCUGGUCAUCACCAUCUGCUAUGGGCUGAUGAUCCUGCGCCUGAAGAGCGUCCGUCUGCUCUCAGGCUCCAAGGAGAAGGACCGCAACCUGCGGCGCAUCACCCGCAUGGUGCUGGUGGUGGUGGCAGCCUUCAUCAUCUGCUGGACGCCCAUCCACAUCUUCGUCAUCGUCUGGACGCUGGUGGACAUCGACAAGAAGAACCCCUACGUGGUGGCCAGCCUGCACUUCUGCAUCGCGCUGGGUUACACCAACAGCAGCCUCAACCCCGUCCUCUACGCUUUCCUGGAUGAAAACUUCAAGAGGUGUUUCCGCGAGUUCUGCCUGCCCUUCCGAGCUCGUGUGGAGCAGAACAGCUUCUCCAGAGCUCGGAACACCACGCGGGAGCGCGUCUCCACCUGCGCCCCGUCGGACGGCCGCGGCCAGCCGGCAUGA